This is a messenger RNA of Phyllotreta striolata, 1038 nucleotides long. The record is from the annotation of a GenBank genome assembly. Lineage: Eukaryota; Metazoa; Arthropoda; Insecta; Coleoptera; Chrysomelidae.
AUGCGAUCGAUGCAUCGAGCCAACAGCUCGAAGAGCCUCCGAUCGACCAAACGUCGCCCCCGCGCCAAAAUCAAAGACUGCUGCCGCACCAUAACGGCCUUCAUGUUCACCCAAAUCGGCCUCGGCGCCCUCGUAUUCGGCUACACCGUCAUCGGAGCCGUCGGCUUCAUGCACUUAGAAACCCCCUUGGCCCGCAACAACACCACCGAACUGGUCGAAAUCCAAUCGCACCGGCUGCGCCAUUCGCUCGAGCUCUACCGCGUCGCCCUCAACCAAAACAUCUUCGACGAGCACAACUUCUCCAUCGCCAUCGAUCGAGUGCUGGCCAGCUACCAGUCGAAGGUCGUGGAGUUGAUCAAGCGGGGCUACAUGGAGAGCUCCGACGGGAGCGCUUGGACUUUCCCAGCCGCUUUGAUGUUCUGCUUGAGCGUCAUCACGAUGAUCGGUUACGGGAACCUCGUACCGAAGACUGGCUACGGGAAAUUGGCUACGGUGAUAUACGCUUUGUUCGGGAUACCAUUAUACGUGCUGUUCUUUCUCAACGUAGGCGACGCUCUAGCUGGAGUAUUCAGAUGGUUCUACAGGAAGCUGCACCGAUGCUCCACGCAACCGGACGAAAACGCCCACCACAACCACAAGAAAACCAUAGUACCUUCGAGCGCUUGCGUGUGGCUAAUGGUGGGCUAUUUACUGGCAGGGGCGGCCACGUUCGGCCCCUGGGAGCGCUGGGACUUCCUCGACAGCGUCUACUUUUGCGCGACGAGCCUCUGCAAGAUAGGCGUGGGCGAUUUCGUGCCCGGGGCCAAUUACUUCUCUUCUUCGACCUCCGAGGGCAAUCAAACGAAGCUGGUCAUCAGCUACGUGUACAUCUUCUUCGGGCUCGGUUUGGUGGCCAUGUGCUACAAUCUGAUGCGAGAAGAGAUCGGCGAAAGGGUGAAAAACGCGAAAGAAGAUUUCGAUCAGUGCGUGGAGGAUACAGGCGUGAGAUUGCUCGGGUGCUUCAGGAAGAUUCGCGGUGUGGUCGAAGAGGAUUACUAG